Molecule: messenger RNA, 3986 nt
Organism: Hemicordylus capensis (graceful crag lizard)
Lineage: Eukaryota; Metazoa; Chordata; Lepidosauria; Squamata; Cordylidae
Gene: RAVER2
Product: ribonucleoprotein, PTB binding 2
Exons: 14
Coding region: 289-2415 (708 amino acids)
Cellular component (GO): cytosol; ribonucleoprotein complex
Molecular function (GO): mRNA binding
Source: RefSeq, a predicted model, not a curated record
AGUGGGAAAGCGGCGCGUGCCCUUUACCCCACUCAGAGCGGAGACAACCUGGCAAGAAAGUGUCGCUUUUAAGCCUGUGUGUUGCAUCCCUUUGAUUGCUGUUGGGGGCUCUGAGGCGAGCCCGAAGGCGGGAGUGUAAUGCGGCACUUUUGAGUUCGCAGCGGCUGGUUCCUGAGCUUGGUGGGGCCGAGAGCCGACCGCGCUCGCUCGCUCGCUCCCUCUCUCCAGUCCAGGCGCCCCCUCAGCCCGCCCCGCCUCGGGCGCUGAGUUCGUGUCUGGGCCGGCAAGAUGGCGGCAGCGGCGGGGUCUGGCGCGGAACUGCUCGGGGCGCCGGGGGAGCAGCCCGUCCUGGCGGCGACACUGACCCCAGAGGAGAUCAUCCGCAGGCUCCGGAGCACGAGGCGGGAACUGAGCAACAGGCGCAAGAUUCUGCUGAGGAACCUGCCCGCCGAGAGCAGCAGCCAGGAGGUUCAUGAUUUAUUAAAAGAUUUUGACUUGAAGUAUUGUUACGUGGACAAAAAUAAAAGAACAGCUUUUGUUACUCUUCUGAAUGGAGAGCAGGCUCAGAACGUGAUAAGACUAUUUCACCAACACUCUCUUCGUGGAAAAGAAAUAUCAGUGCAGCUUCAGCCAACUGAUGCCUUGCUCUGCAUUACCAACUUGCCCACUUCCCAUACAAUUCAAGAGUUUGAAGAGCUGGUGCGUUCCUACGGCAAUGUCGAGAGACACUUUCUGAUUUAUAGUGAAUACACAGGAUAUUCAAAGGGCUAUGGCUUUGUGGAGUACAUGAAAAAGGAUUCUGCUGCUAAGGCUAGAUUGGACCUUCUAGGGAAACAGCUAGGUGGAUAUGUCCUCUUUGCCCAGUGGAUGGAUGUUAACCAGUUAACUCCAGAACUCAUACAUUCGAAGUGCCUUUGUGUGGAAAACCUCCCUAUGGACUACACAGAUGGAGAAAGUCUGCUGCAGAUGUUUUCAUCUAAAUAUAAGCCAGUGUUCUGCCAGGUAUGCUUAAAUCUUGCUCAGGAUGAAGAUAGUUCUGUUGGUGGCUUUGCAGUCAUUGAGUAUGAAACAACAGAUCAAGCAGAGGAAGUACAGCAAGGCACAGAUGGCCUGGCUAUCAGAGGGAAGAGAGUGCAUGUAUCUUACUGUGCUCCCGGAGCUUCAGGGCGUGGCACUCUUGCUACACUUAUAGCAGCACAACGCAUGAUGAGGAACAGCAGAAAGGGGUUACUUCCAGAGCCAAAUGCAGUGCAGAUUAUGAAAAGCUUAAAUAGCCCAGCAAUGUUACAGAUGUUGUUCCAACCCCAGUUACGUGGAUGUGCUAAUAAACUUGCAGUUGUUGGAGCUCCCAUGAAUUUACCCCAUCUUGUAAGCCCAUCAGUCAGCCCAGCCUUCUUGCAUUUGAAUAAAGUUCAUCAGAAACCAAGCUUGCUUGGAGAGCCUCCAGCAUGGCUUCUGCACACAAUGUUAGGAAUGGGUACUGUACCACCAGUGAACACAGACAUUGGAAGUCAUGGAGAAGCACACAAUUUAUCUAAUCGGACUACAGUUCAGACACCGGUUGCAGCAGGGAUUGGCAUGCUGCCAUUCUUUCCAAAUCAGCAUGUAGCUGGGCAAGCAAUGCCAAGGCAAAACAACACACAGGACAAGCUGCCAUCUGCAGUAGGACUGACAGAAGGUGCUGGCUCAGGGUCACAGGCUUAUCUGCAGAACUUAAUAAAUGUCACUACCGGAGGCCUGCGGACAGGACUUAUCCAGCAGCAGAGCUCGCCCCAAAGCACUGACUCUGGCUCAGGGAAUUCUUCAAAAAACCAGACCUCUCUCCUAGGAGAUCCCCCCAAAGAAAUCCAUCUUAGUACCAAUCCCUACUUGAACUUGGCAAGUGUGCUACCUGCUGUGUGUCUUUCAGCAAAUUCCAGCAAAGCCAGUAAUACUAAGCAACAGACUGGACUUUCCAAUAACUCGCUGGAUACUGCAGCUGCUCAGGGAACCACAUCGCAACAGGCAGUCGAAAACUAUUUUAACUAUACACCACAGUAUGGAGAUUAUGCACAGGAUGCAGUUCAGCAGUGGUAUCAACAGUAUGCUCAGGCAUACCAUACAGUUCAGUCUAGAGCAGAACUGGAAAACGAUGGCUUGGAGGAAUCUGAUGGUGGAGUUUAUGGUGACUACGGUACCUAUUUACAGGUAUUGCCUUCAUAUUAUGCUGCAGCCCAAGGAUCCUUCCACACAGGCAUCUUACCACUUACACCACAAAAUCCACUGAAGAUGGCAGCAGUAAGAAAUGAGAAGCGGGGCUCUUCCUACCUCAUCACCUCUCCAGAAGAUGGCCCAGUGGAAUAUGUUGGCCAACACACUCAGGGAUCAGAAGCAAAUUAUGCCGAAUUGUAUCUUAAAAGAAAGCGUGUUUACUAAGAUUGACACCUUGCUUGAUCAAAGUCAAAGCCACUUUGUACUUUUCUGUUCCUAUCUUGUCACCCCAUCUUUCACUUUUAAUAUAUUGUAGAUAUCUUUAAAAAUUAUGUACAUAGAAACUAGUUUUUCCUUAAUGCACUUGUGUAGCAAGGGAGGAGAAUGACGAAUGUAAUGACUGUUACCUCCCAGACUAGUUUCUGUGUGUUAAAGUGACAAUUAAGUCUUCUAUGAAAGAAAAGGCAGCUUUGUGGCUUGGCUAUUUCUCUCAAAAGCAAUAAAACAAUGGGAAAAUAAAUGUCUCUUGCUAUUUUGAUGGAGAGGUUGCAAUGAUAGUCUUAAGAAAGCAAUUAUGCCAGUAUGGUUUUUCCCUUUGUUGCUUCUUUGGGCUGUAAAGCAUUUAUUUAAUUCAGUUAUUUUGAUGUUAGGGAGUAGUAACAGUCCAUUACUUGAUUUUAAUGGAACUUGUGUGCUAGAUUUCAGCUUGGACAAUCUGAUUUUAUUUUGUUAAAACAGUUCAUUAGGUUGAGUACAAGCACCACAAACUUCAGUAUAGUUAAAGUAACCAAAUAUUAUUUGGAUUUUAAAAAUAGCAGUUAUGCUAUGUAGUCAUAGCCCUUAAAGUGGUAGUAUGUAAAGAAAAGAUAGAAACCUGUUGCUUAAAAUGAGAGUCGGUGAAUUUCUAAAUUGUAUUAAAAUAAGUGACUUCAAAAGCAUAGUGAUGAUAUUCCAAGUGUGGUUAAAAGGUGAAGACUAAUUAAUACUGGCCUUGUAUUGAUAGUCUUUAAACCACUAGGCCCAUCACUCCCAAAUUCAGGGACAAUCUUUAUAUAUAGUAAUUUCAGACCACACACCAAUUUACAUAUAGUGUCCAGUGAAUUCCCAGGCUAAUAAUCUAUAUUUAGUGUUUCAGGUUGUUGCUUUCCAAAUCUCAUUCCUAUACGCUGUUCUUGAUUUUUUUUCGCUGGAAAUUCUUCAGUAUCUUCUAUUGCACUUUAUUAGUAUUUGCCUUUCAUAAUCUUGUGCACCAGAACUGGAGUGAUACUGUGUAUGUUUUAUGCAAUGCUUCAGCUAUAUUGUUGGCUCUUAAUUUAUUUCUAACUAGAAUUCAUUAUCCCUAAAAGACUACUUUUCUGUUGCCUUUAAUCAAAGCAUGUCUGAAAUGGCUAAUACUAUGUAUGGCAGAGAAACCUAGUGCAAAAUGCAUUUGGGGCAUUUUCCAGCAGUAACUCCCUUGAGGUUCAUUUAAACCAAUUUAAGAAACUCAGUCCCGCCCAGAAAUACUACUGAGGAAAGUUAUGGAGACAAGGCUAGUUGUACUUAAGCCUCAAUGAAAUUAAUUGAAUUUAGGUCAGCUAUGACUAACCUAUCUCACUUAUUUUAAUGGGGCCUGUAACUAACUUUGACUGUCUGAUCUUACUGUAUAAUUAGAUCUACAUUGUUCACAGGUAGCUGCUGCCUUUGAAACUAUCCUAAGAGCUUCCUUGGCUUACUGUAUUAAAUAGUCUUAUUCACAUUGAAUAUGUAACCCACCAUUCUUUCUGCAAAUAAAUUAGCAAGCUACUUUAUAUGUA